AUGAAUUCCUCAUCCUCAGAAAAGCUCUGUGGUGAUGCCUUUGGGAACUUGUCACUGGGGAAGACACCUGCAGAGAUAAAGCUUCCACCUCUCACCACAGAUCAAGGCACACUACAUGGGGCCACCCUAUGCCCCAGCAACAGGGAGUACAUGCAGGUCUUCAAGGAAGGUGUGACUGACAUUAUGGUGCUAAACCACACCUCCAUGUCUGAAUUCAUCCUCAUGGGCUUCUCCUCUUUCCCCAACCUUCAGCUGAUUUUCUUCCCACUGUUCCUGCUUAUGUAUCUGUUCACACUGCUGGGGAACCUGCUCAUCAUGGCCACCAUCUGGAGUGAGCACAGCCUACACACACCAAUGUACUUCUUCCUCUGUGCCCUUUCCAUCUCUGAGAUCUUCUACACCUUUGCCAUCAUCCCACGCAUGCUGACUGAUCUGCUCUUCACCCACAGCUCCAUCACCUUUGUGGCUUGCGCCAGUCAGAUGUUCUUCUCCUUCAUGUUUGGUUUCACCCACUCCUUCCUUCUCACUGUCAUGGGCUAUGACCGCUAUGUGGCCAUCUGUCACCCCCUGCGCUACAAUGUGCUCAUGAGCCCCUAUGGCUGUGCCUGUCUGGUGGCCUGGUCCUGGGCUGGUGGCUCAGUCAUUGGUAUGGUGGUGACACUGUCUGUUUUCCACCUGAACUUCUGUGGACCCAAUGUGAUCCACCAUUUCUUUUGCCAUGUGCCACCUUUAUUAAAGUUGGCCUGUGGAAGACAGGUACAGGUGGUUGCUAAAGUCAUGGGCCUGGUGUGCAUCACAGCUCUAUUGGGCUGCUGUUUCCUCAUCCUUCUAUCCUAUGCAUUCAUUGUGGCUACUGUCUUGAAGAUACCAUCAGCUGAGGGGCGGCACAAAGCUUUCUCCACCUGUGCAUCCCACCUUACUGUAGUAGUUGUGCACUAUGGCUUUGCCUCUGUCAUAUACCUCAAGCCCAGUGGUCUUCAGUCUCUGGAAGGAGAUUCCUUGAUGGGCAUAACCUACACAAUUCUCACUCCAUUCCUCAGCCCCAUCAUCUUCAGCCUUAGGAACAAGGAUCUGAAGAUUGCCAUGAAGAAGAGCUUCUUCAACAAACUCUUUCUCCAGAACUCCUAA
Molecule: messenger RNA, 1128 nt
Organism: Lepus europaeus (European hare)
Lineage: Eukaryota; Metazoa; Chordata; Mammalia; Lagomorpha; Leporidae
Product: olfactory receptor 10H5-like
Exons: 2
Coding region: 1-1128 (375 amino acids)
Biological process (GO): G protein-coupled receptor signaling pathway
Cellular component (GO): membrane
Molecular function (GO): olfactory receptor activity; G protein-coupled receptor activity
Source: RefSeq, a predicted model, not a curated record